AUUGUUAGUGAAGUUGUUUGCUCAGGAACUACCCAAGAAAUUAGCGGAACCACUAAACCAGAUAAUGGAGGCUGACCCUUCUGCUGCGACAGCUCUGACUUUGUGCCACAUAAUGUGAACUUUUUAUUUCAAUUGCCUGGGGUCUGUGCUAAUCUUUCUGAACAGAGUAGGAUCUUAUGGAUGGCAGAAAUUAGCCCGAAAUCAGGGACCAACACAAGUGCAACAAAACAAAGCAGAGAUUAUUUAAAAAAAUAAAACAGCUUGUGAUUUGCAAGCAUGACAGAGUAGGAAACCACAGAAUGUCUUUCUGCUCUUCUGGAUGAUAUACAUACAGACAAUAAUGCUCCUGUAAGGAUAUUUUUCUACAUGCAAAUUCCUUGUGCAUACCCUGGGAGCUUCAAACAUUUAGAGCUGCCUCUGUCAGAAAACUAUCAAAAAUGGAUAGGUGGUGACAAUUUUUCUAUCUUGAUUCAUGGCCUAUAAACAGGGAUAGAAAGAAGAUAAAAAUCUAUAUGAUCAGCAUUAUGUGGGGAGAGCCCAGUUAUUCAGCCCUUGUAUUCUACAUUUAAAUAUAUCCAUUAGGAAGAUUUAUGGAGAUACAUGAAACAUUUUCAGAAAAACUUCACUGGCCUGAGCAAGAGCUCUCUAAAAAGUCAGUCUUAAAUCCAGAAGAACAUAAACUGAUCAAGAAUGAAAGCUGUCUUCAGCACCUGUCCUCUGGAAUCCUUAAGGAUAUUUUCACAACAGGAACCAGCAGCUACAAUGUCCUUCUGCAAAGUAAAGAGGAGAAAAAACACCUCUCCCAAAAGCUGUCAUCUACCCACUACAAGAGGCACAGAAAGUCUACCAAGUCUUCUGCUACCUCGCGAGGCAACGAGUACCGCAAGAUCAGAGUCCCAUUACCCUUGCUCAGCAGUGGCUGGUAUUGCACAAACAGGCAGCCAUCCAUCUUUAUCGCUAGCCCCGUGUCUAGCAGUGUAAAGUUUACACACAGUAUUUCUGUUGCAGGGAACAGCAUAGGACUGCCAUCUCGACCCAAAAGCAAGGCUAAGAGGCAUUAUUUUUCUAGUAUGACAAAGACAAAGCAGCCUCAGUUGUCAAAAAGCCAUGAUAAAGAAAUAGAUGUCUCUGGCCGAAAACUCUGUAUACUAACUGCCAUCAAGCCCUCCAAUGUGGAAAAAGAGAAGAUUAAGUUCUUCAAGUCCGAUUUUACCUAUAAUCCUCAAUUUGAAUAUGCAAAUCCUGCAUUGCCAAACGUGUUAGCUAAGCACAGUCAAGCAUCCAACAAGUUUCUUAAACAGUCUAUCAAUAUUAUGGAACGGACAUUGCAGAAAUAUGGAAGCUAUGAAAAGUUUGAGCAAGCCACCGGAGGCAGCCUGCUGCCAAAAAGUCGCAUCUGGAAUCACGUCAGGAAAUACAUGGUGAAAGAAGGCUGCCUUGGUGAGAUUGUAGUUCAUCUCACUGAGGACCUGCUCUCUCGUGCCUCAAUGACAGUGGUGAAUGGCCGCCCAACUCUGACUAUCAAUGUUUCCACUGCACGUGAACACUGGCUAGAAGGGAUGCUGAGGCAUGAAAUAGGAACUCAUUAUUUUCGAGGUAUUAACAACAACAGCCAGCCUUGGUGCAACUGGAAUGGACGUAAAAAGCUUGGGUUAAAACCAAUCAACCCUACCGAGGAAGGCCUAGCCAGUAUUCACAGCGUCCUGUUCCGAAAAGACCCCUUCCUGUGGCGGGCUGCCCUUCUCUACUAUACUGUCUAUCAAGCUAGUCAAAUGUCCUUCAGUCAACUCUUCCAGGAUGUGGGGAGGUUUGUCAAGGACCCCAACACUAGGUGGGAUUACUGUGUACGAGCCAAGAGGGGGUGGACUGAUACUUCCCAGCCAGGCUGCUUCAGUAAGGAUCAGGUAUACUUGGAUGGCAUCCUCCAAAUCUUGAGAUACAGGGAGUCUAUCGAUUUCCACUUACUGAUGGCUCUUGGAAAGGUCUCUUAUGAGGAUGUGGAUCGCUUGAAAGAGUUUGCUGUGAUCGAGAACAUGAGAGUCCCACACUUCUUGCAGGACCCUGUCAGAUACAUGGAACACUUGGAAAAGAUCAUGGAGGUCAAUGAACUGACCGAUGAAGAGCUCCAGGAUCUCAUAUUUUAACCAUCAGUCAUUCCCUUUUACCUGAAAUCUGUUCUGUUUGCCAGUUAUACAGUACUGGACUUCACCACAGUCCGCAAAAAUUGAAUGAAAUAACUUGGUUUUGUAUUCUGCCAAAAGUCUAGAAUAUUUAGCUCUGUUAAUUUUUUUAAAAAAAGAAAAAAAAUACAAACCUCAGACUAUCAAUUCAGAAAUGUUUCUUUGAAGAAAAAAAGUUCUUUGAGAUAUAUGGUUUUUUAAAGGGUUUGUGCCUCUUCCAAAUUAAAUUAUGUAUUGAACAUAGACACAUUGUUCAUUAGGAGUUCCCCUAUGACUGGUCAGUCUUAUUGCCCCUUACAUGUUUGGUACGCUGAACAGAAUAAUUUGAAAUGUCUCACUUCCAUGAUAUUCUAAAAUCUGCUGUUUAUUCUUUCUAAUGUCUGUGAUUUGUAAUUUUUCCCCUUGGCUUACUCACAUUGGCCUCAUUUCUGGUUACGGCCUUCACAGCAACCCCCUAGAGCAGCAAAAUUGUGGAACUACUAUAGACCAUUCCACCAUCGUCUUAAUUGUACCCCAUUGUAUACGGCUUCCCUCAUUGUAAGAUCACAAUGAGCAGAGACGUUCUCUUGCACGACAGCAUUAUAGUUUGGAUGUGCUAUAAAGGAUGUGCUAGGUAGAGGUGAUUGCCACACUUUACUUUUCAAGUAGCAGCAAUUGAUGUGGCUAUUUGAAUGGCUGUACACAAGCUAUAAAGUUGCCCUCUUCAUCCCAAGAGGGGUUUGCUGUUGUGGCGUUUAAUAUAUAUAUAUAUUCCACUCACUGAAGUGACAGUCCUCCUCUUGCUUGUACAGUUUGUUUCAGGGGGAUGAAUUGUAGAAAGGGCCUUUUCUUUUUUUGCCCUUCAAGAUCCAUUUAGAAUGUUUAGCAAAUCAAAUUAAUUAGUCGUUUGGAAGGAGGACUGGGCUGAACCGAGAGUUUUCUGACUGAUGUACGUAAUGCGUCCAGCUACAGGGCCUCAUUUCAUUUCAAAAAGAAAAAAACCCAACCCCUUGCUCUAGUACCUGAACCCUUUGCGGGUUUGGUAACUUGGAGUGGCUUAGGCCUUAGUGCUGCAAGGAGCUCUGCCCUCAGGGAGCUUACUGUAGAACUUUAAUGGAGGCCGGUGGGGACAAAAUUCACAAGUGCCCUAUUCCACUAUUCAAGUGAAGUGCUCUGACACAUCGGAAGCAUCGUGGACUCCUUUUUACAUUUUGGUGCCAUACAAAAGCAGUAGCAAAAGCACGCCACUGUAGUGUAUCUAUUCAAAGUAACAACUUAGGCAAGACAAGAGAGUUGUUCGCUUCAGAGACCACAUUUUCUGAGUCCAGAGUAUUACGAAAGCGCGACUUGUGGCUCCCGAAUACAUGCUGACUUGAGCUUUGCAUCAAACGUAUUGGACGGACUUUUAAUUCCGAUCAUUUUACCAAGGCUAAAUGAAGCCAUUAGCACCAUGUGCCUCUGGAGGAGUCCCAGAGUCCCAAUUCCUUCUCUUGUGCCUAUAGAGAAUGGGGGCAGGAGCAGGAAAUGGCAGCCUUGAAAAGGAAGCCACAUAGGCUGAGCGCUGCUGGUCAGUGUGUGGGAUGAGGGAGAGAAUUGGAGCCAAAGUUAUGCUUGCCUGCUUGGGGGAGGGAGUAUUGGCUGCAAUCUUCCUCCCAUCCUGGAGAGCAGGAGCUGCCUGUGAUGUGUGGAGCGCUAAUGCAGACACACCGGAGUGGGGGGAGGUAGGGAAGAGGAAGAAGAUCUUAUUCCCUGGCAUAACUGCAUCUGGCAAAUGACAAUCCAGCCCCUGGCAUCGACUUGUGUGGAACUUAGUGGUCUCUGAUUAAGAAAUGGAGUAAUCCCCACACCCUCUGACUUUACGCCAAAUACAAGGGCGUCCAUUCCAGAUUUUAAAUUUAACAACAUUUUGUGAGCAAUGAGAGGAAAAGAAAUCUCACCAGGGCAAGAGGUUUUGACACUUUCAAAUAACCCAUAAAACCAGCUGCCUUUAAAGCAGUAUUACAGGUUUGUGCAGUGGUGGCUGCUUGCUUGAGAACAGCAAAGCAUUUGAGCUGCUCCAAUACGCAAAUGUGCUGAUUUGAGUGUUUUACAAAAUAUGAAAAAAGAACACCUCACGGUAGCCUUAAUUUUGUAUUGUUUAGCAGCUUGAAACUCUUUUAAUCUCUGCAUUGUAGUGAGUGAAUCUUCUCCUAUGCCCCCAAAAUAUCAAUAGAGAUGUACCCAUUACAAAGAUAGCUCCCCCAAUUAUCACCCCUAAUAUCAUUAUCCCAAAAUAUCAGUGACUUUUCCUAUGCCCCCAAAAUACCAUUCUUAGCUGUGCCUGCCUAGCUUUGUUUCAAAGCCCUACAGGCAAACUGAGCUGCUGUACACCUGGUGGAAAUAUUUACAUUUCAGUACCAAGUAAUGCACCCCAACAUUCAGAAUCAGUCAACUCAUCUAUUUGGCUGUGAGCAACAGAAGCACAGAUAACACUUAUCACAUGUCAAAGGUCGGCCAUGAAGAUUUCAGGUAAAAUGCAUGCUUGUGGGUAAGUGGACUAAGAUCUGUGGAAUUACAUCCGGGAUGAAUUUGGCCCACUGCGUUGAAACAGAGGUACAUAUGUCCCAUUCUUUGUGAAAGGGCCAUAUGUUAGAGGUGAUUUUUUCUUAACGGAAAUAAUCCCUGCAUUCCCCAAUUGCUUCUGUGGUAAAUACAAGCAUAUGCUAAAGAAGCCCAAUUAUACUCAUGGUAAUAGUCUUGGAUAUUAUAUUUACAAUAAUAGUGUCUCUGAAAUAAUAAUAUUUAUCUGUUCCUGUGCUACAGACUAUGAUGUUUACAGCCCCUUCUCAACUCCUUGUCAUUACUACACUGUGGCUUUGCUGAUGUAAACUCCAGGGCCUUAUUUUUCUUCUUUAAAGUACCUGGUGUUUAUUUUCCCCACAGACCAAUCCACUUCUGCCAUUCUCUAUUAUGUGAAUAGGUGCGCUCCAGUACAACGUUAGAUUGCGGAAGCAUCAGUAUGAACGUGCCAGCAUAACAGUGCCAGACUUCUCCUGCCUCCUUUUGUGAUAGUGUUUCAGAUUUGUAAUGGUAGUUUUGUAAACCUUUUGAAAAUUUUAUUGUAAUGGACUGUUAUUGUCAGAGUAUUGAGGCUAUGUAAUAAAGUUUGUGGAUGAUA
Molecule: messenger RNA, 5316 nt
Organism: Pelodiscus sinensis (Chinese soft-shelled turtle)
Lineage: Eukaryota; Metazoa; Chordata; Testudines; Trionychidae
Gene: MATCAP2
Product: microtubule associated tyrosine carboxypeptidase 2
Source: RefSeq, a predicted model, not a curated record